Messenger RNA from Colletotrichum spaethianum, 858 nucleotides. Its product is annotated as FYVE-type zinc finger-containing protein C9B6.03. The transcript has 2 exons. NCBI's taxonomy places the organism in Eukaryota, Fungi, Ascomycota, Sordariomycetes, Glomerellales, Glomerellaceae. Gene Ontology annotation, cellular component: ESCRT-0 complex. Bases 1 to 858 code for a protein of 285 amino acids. The record is from RefSeq and is a predicted model, not a curated record. Gene Ontology annotation, biological process: protein targeting to vacuole; protein transport to vacuole involved in ubiquitin-dependent protein catabolic process via the multivesicular body sorting pathway. Gene Ontology annotation, molecular function: metal ion binding; ubiquitin binding; phosphatidylinositol-3-phosphate binding.
AUGGCAACGGAUCUCAUAAUGCCCACCCUCGUCGAGCAGCGCGGCCCCUUCUUCGCCCAGGACCGCCCUCACUUCUCCCACAACCGAUCCCAGUCCUUCCAGACGGUGCCCCAGCCCCAGCCCUUCCGCAACCGCACCUCGCCUCUCAGCACGCCUCACGACGGGUCUCCCACCUCGCCCAAGUCGUGCCUGACCGAGUCGGUGCGCCCCGUCUACGUCCCUGCCGUCCUCCGCCCCAACAAGCACCACUCCAAGAAGCCCCGGGCCCCCAAGGCCGAGGACCUCGACGGAGGGGACCUGCUCUGCUUGCGCCGCUCCAACAGCAGCUUCAUCAGCCUGCCGGGCUUCAGCGUCCUCGGCCAGAAGCUGUCGCGCCGCUCCACCGGCGACAGCGGCAAGGUCAUCGACCUCGAGUUGGACGCCGACCUGUUCCCCCAGGUCACCGGCGAGCCCACCCGCAAGCACUGGAAGCCCGACACCGAGUCUGUCAUGUGCGACGACCCGACCUGCAAGCGCAGGUUCACGCCCCUCAACCGCAGACACCACUGCCGCCGCUGUGGCAACAUCUUCUGCCACAUGCACUCCAACGAGGUCAUCCCCCUCGACGAGGACUGCAACUACAACCCCCGGGGCACCCUCGCCCGCGCCUGCUUCCACUGCUUCACCGAGUUUAAGGUAUGGAAGAGCCGUAACGGCAGCCGCAGCGGCAGCGACCAGAGCUCCGACUCGUCCGACGCACCGUCAAGCCCCAUCGUCGCGAGCCCCGUUGUCCCGAUGAUGCCCGGCAUGCUGCCGCCCACCAAGGGCCCGGAGGUGGCUGCCAGCGUCCCUCGUGACUGGAACUGGAGCACCUUCUAG